AUGGAUUCUUUACAUGCAAGAAGCAUUUUAAAAGACUUGGAAAAAUUCCUUAGUUCAAAUGUAAAUUUAAUAAAUAUAGCUGAAUUGGCUGCAACAUAUAAUAACCUCAAAAUAUUUGAUUUUAAUUUAGAUACACCAAUAAAAUAUUUUCCAGAAAAUGGAAAAAUAGAUAAAAUUUCUUUAAAAUUACUUCCCAUAGAUUUUAAUCAUCUUUUGCCUGCAAAAAUUAAAGGCAAUGGAAAUUGUUUGAUGAAUUCUUUAUCUUUUAUCUACACAGCUUCAGAAGAAUACUCUGCUCAUUUUCAUCUUGCAACAUUGUUAGAAUUGAUGGCUAAUUAUGAGUUUUAUUUAUCAAUAAGAUUAUUUGAACAAGAUUAUAUAUAUUCUGAUUAUUCAAUUAAUAGUGAUUUUACUCUACAUAAUACAAAUAUAAAAUAUAACAAAGGUGAAUUUAUUAAUGAAUUAAGAUCAAUUUCACAAAACCAUUCAUUUUGUUCAAUGGUUGCAGUUUAUGGAUUGGCAUCAGUUGUUGGACAUCCCAUUCAAUCUAUUUAUCCUCCAACCAGCAUUAAAUUUUUAAAAGAAAUAUUUAAUUCUAUUAUUAAUCCAAGGCCAGAAUCUAGAAGAUGUAAUGAAGAAAUCUUUAUACUUUGGAGUGUUACAGACUUAUCUCUCUGGGAUUCACACACAAAGUUUCCUUCUCCUAAUCAUUUUGUUGCCUGCUUUCAAUAUGAUGAGCUGAUUGAUAAUCCUGGUUUGCAAGAAGAUGAUAGAUUAAAUAAAGAGCCAUUAAGUAGUGAAUAUUACAAAUCAGAAAAUUAUAUGAUGAUUGAUGAGACUACAGAAAAAGAUGUAUCUGAAGAAAAUAGUUUAUCCCAUCAUCACAUAAUGUCAGAUGAUUACUACAAAUCUGAUGAUUAUGAAACUUCUGAUGAGGCAAGCAUAUCAAAAAAUAAAGUUGAGUCAAAAAAAUUUAACAGAAAUCGUAAUUUAUUUCAGAAGAAAUUAUCAUUAGAGAAACAUCCAAAGAUUUCAGAAAUUAUUACACCACUGAAAGUGAAAUGUGUUUGUAAUAAAGUUAUAACACUCAAGCAUAAAUAUGAUUUGAAGUACUUUUUAAUUCAUAGUAAUGGUAAAGGUUGUAACAUAAAAGAGAAUGAUCAGCCAAUUUUAAAUUUUUUUGGAAAUAUUAAAUCAAAGAAUGAUAAAAGUAAAACAAGACAACCUUUUGUUUGUAUUGGUUUACGUGAAAACAUCCACAAAACUUAUAUUGAAAGAAUUGGUGGAUUUAUUGAAUAUGGAGGUGCUCCAAGAAUUGAAGUUGUUGCAAAAAAACUUUUUCCUAAUAUAUUUACUAUUAAUAAUAAAUUUUCAAGAAAAAGGUUAAGUAAUGAUCAACUAAAUAAGUUGGAUAGUAUUUUAAAAGCAAAUGCUAAAUGGAAAGUUGAGAUAGAAUCAGAUACUCAAUGCAUCAGAAGCAUUAACUGUGAAAGAUCAACCAUCAAUUCCUCUAAUUUAUGUGACAAUUGUAACAGUUUGAAAAGAAACAAAGUUUUUAAGAAUGCAUUAUCUAAAAAAAUUCCUGAAAAAAAAAAUAGACGAUAUAUGCCUAAACAUUUGUUAAAAAAAAAUCCACUGUUAAGAUAUUUGAACAAUUCAGUAAUAUAUGAGGUUUACUCUUUGAUUCUUAAUAGUCAAGAAAAUGAACAGAAUGCAUUUUGGGUAAGGUUAGCUGAAAAAGGUCAAAAAGGUCCAAUAGCUGCUAUGACUGAUAAUACUAAAAUAAAAGAAAAACUUGGAUAUUCACCUUUACUGGGUUGUAUUGUUGGUUCAGUUUUACCUUUCUCAGAGACAAAAGUUGUUCAAGUUGAAGACUGUUAUUCAAUUAUUCAAAAAAUCAAAGAUAAUAAUGCUAUUGCUACCCAAGUCAGAGUAUACCUAUUACAAAUUCCAAUACCCAAAACACCACCUUUUGUUAUAGCAUUGAUUCCCAAUAAAUCAAAAGAUAAUGCUAAAGAUAUUUUUCAAUUACAUAAUGAUUUGUUAAAGUAUGCUUCUCAACUAAAAAUCAAUAUUUUAUCCUUGGGUGCUGAUGGAGCUUCAUCAGAGUUUGGGGCACAAAAUUUAUUAAUGCAAAUGAAUAGUAAUGAAACAAUUGAAUAUAGUGAUUUUAAUAGAAAUAUGAUAUUUUCUUGUCCAAUCAUUGAGGAUGUUGGUCCAAUAGUUGCUUUGCAAGAUCCAUUACAUGCAAAAAAGAGUGCUAGAAAUUCUAUAUUUUCUGGUGCACGAUUACUUUCAAUGGGAAGUUGCACUGUAAGAUACAAUCAAGUAUUGGAAUUAAGCCAAAAUGAAAACAGUGUGUUGUAUAAAAGGGAUGUUUUAAAGACAGACCGUCAAGAUGAUGGUGCCUCUUAUAGGAUAUUUUGUUCUUCAUUUCUCUCACAAGUUUUUGAUCAAAAUAAACCUAUGGAUAAAAAUAAAUUUGGACUUUUUAUUUAUCUUUUUGUAAUAG
Molecule: messenger RNA, 2512 nt
Organism: Entrophospora candida
Lineage: Eukaryota; Fungi; Glomeromycota; Glomeromycetes; Entrophosporales; Entrophosporaceae
Source: the annotation of a GenBank genome assembly